Molecule: messenger RNA, 1563 nt
Organism: Cornus florida
Lineage: Eukaryota; Viridiplantae; Streptophyta; Magnoliopsida; Cornales; Cornaceae
Product: protein DJ-1 homolog D
Exons: 5
Coding region: 87-1262 (391 amino acids)
Source: RefSeq, a predicted model, not a curated record
GCAUAUAUCGGGAUCACUCUCUAAAACUCCUCCACAAAGUCGCGCACUCUUUCAUCUCUGUCUUGCUCUUGAGAGCAAAUAAUCAAAUGGCGCAUUCCAAAGCUCAGAGAAGCGUCCUCUUAAUCUGCGGCGAUUUCAUGGAAGACUAUGAGGUAAUGGUUCCGUUUCAAGCAUUGCAGGCAUACGGUGUGUCUGUUGAUGCAGUUUGCCCUGGAAAGAAAGCCGGAGACAUUUGUCGCACCGCUAUUCAUCAGGGUUCUCCUCAUCAGACCUAUUCUGAAUCGCGGGGUCACAACUUCACACUCAAUGCAACAUUUGAUGAGAUUGAAGCUAGCAAAUAUGAUGGGUUAGUAAUACCCGGAGGACGAGCUCCAGAAUAUCUUGCCAUGGACAUUUCUGUUUUAGAAUUGGUGAACAAAUUUUCCAAAUCUGGAAAGCCAAUCGCCUCAAUUUGCCAUGGACAACUGAUCCUGGCAGCUGCAGAUUCAGUUAAAGGUAGGAAGUGCACGGCAUACCCAACUUUGAAGCCUGUGCUCAUUGCUGCAGGUGCGCAUUGGGUAGAAGCAGAAACCAUGGCAGCAUGCACUGUUGAUGGAAAUCUCAUAACUGGGGCUACGUACGAAGGACAUCCUGAGUUUAUUCGGCUUUUUAUAAAAGCACUAGGAGGCAAAAUAACUGGUUCAGAUAAACGGAUUCUAUUUAUCUGUGGGGAUUACAUGGAAGACUAUGAGGUAAUGGUUCCUUUUCAGUCCCUUCAAGCUCUUGAAUGCCAUGUUGAUGCUGUUUGCCCCAAGAAGGGGGCAGGCGAUAAGUGCGCAACAGCUGUCCAUGAUUUUGAAGGUGACCAGACUUACACUGAGAAACCAGGCCAUGACUUCACCCUUACAGCAAAUUUUGAAGGCUUAGAUGCUUCAAGCUAUGAUGCUCUUGUGAUACCCGGGGGCCGAGCUCCUGAAUACCUGGCACUGGAUGGAAAAGUCAUUCAAUUGGUGAAGGAAUUCAUGGAUGCCCAAAAGCCUGUAGCAUCCAUCUGCCAUGGACAACAGAUUUUGUCUGCUGCUGGUGUUAUCAAGGGUAAGAAAUGUACUGCCUACCCUGCUGUGAAACUCAAUGUGAUUUUAUCUGGGGCAACGUGGAUAGAACCUGAACCAAUAAGUCGUUGCUUCACGGAUGGGAAUCUGGUGACUGGAGCAGCUUGGCCAGGUCACCCUGAGUUCAUCUCUCAGUUUAUGGGGCUGCUUGGUGUCCGGGUAUCGUUCUAGUUGUUUAUCAUGUUUUUCAACUUGCAUUGUACGUAUCUGCUGAGUUACGUAGAGCACAUGUUUAAAUGGCUUUCUGUAUGCGCACCUUUGAGAAAAAUUAUGGCAAUCUAUGUUGUGUUUUUUGUAUGAUGAUUUCAUGCUGUUGAAGGAAUAAUAUUAUCACACUGGGUUAUGCAGCACUGAUAUAGUGCUUGUUUAGGAACUGGUCAUGGUACUGAUUAAGUUGGGUAUGCGUGUGUAACUAAUAAUUAUAGUAUGGACAGCUUCCUUAUAUCAUGGUUUUUCAUGAAGCUUCUUUUUA